GUGGCAGAAUAGUCCAUUGAAUUAGGUCAAACGUAAUCAAAGAAGAGUCUUCCGGUUUGCUGUGUUGUUUCUAGCUGUGUGUGCAUCGACAAGGCUCUUUAUUUUUAAUUUCAAGUAGUCACCAUGCAGAACAAAAAGACCAAAUCGACCUCCAAAAUAAAAGUGGGGAAGGUCGGUUCGAAAAACAAAGAUGAUGCACCCCAUGAGCUGGAGAGUCAAUUUGUCCUGCGGCUGCCUACGGAAUAUGCCUCAACAGUGAGAUGUAUUGCCCAGUCUAGCAGCAUGAACCUCAAAGACAGACUCACCAUUGAACUGCACGCUGAUGGUCGUCAUGGCAUCGUGAGAGUGGAUCGUGUACCUUUGGCGUGUAAACUGGUGGAUCUGCCCUGCAUCCUGGAGUCUCUGAAAACAGUGGACAAGAAGACCUUCUAUAAGACUGCUGACGUCUGUCAGAUGCUGGUGUGCACGUUGGAUGGAGACCUCUACCCUCCCUUGGAGGAACCCACCGGUACUGUAGACCCCAAGAAGAAGAAGGACAAAGACAAGGACAAGAAGUUUGUGUGGAACCAUGGCAUCACCUGUCCUCUAAAGAACACAAGGAAGAGAAGAUUCAGGAAGACUGCAAAAAAGAAGUACAUCGAGUCUCCCGACGUGGAGAAGGAAGUGAAGAGAUUACUGAGCACGGACGCAGAGGCCGUUAGUGUCCGCUGGGAGGUGAUAGCUGAGGAUGAGACCAAGGAGGCAGACAACCACGGCUCUCUGGCCAACUUGGACUCAUCACCUGGGACAUCGGGACACAAGAUGGGGCAUGGCUCCUCAGCCCAACGUGACGAGCUGAGGGAGAUCUUCAACGACAUCAGCAGCAGCAGCGAUGAUGAGGAGGACGAGGGGGACCUUCGUCAUGAGGACGAGGACCUGAACAUCAUGGACAUGGAGGAAGACCUGGUUAGACAGCUCCAAGACAAACUCAACGAGUCAUCAGACGGUGCUCGGGACGAGGCAGACAGGAACAACCAGAUAGUGAUGGAAUACCAGAUGCAGAUAGACGGUGUGAAGGCCAAGCUGAAGGAGACGCGCGCCCGCAAGAAACAACAGGAGGACCUCAUCAUGAAGGUGGAGAACCAGGCCCUGAAGAACCGCUUUCAGGCUCUGCUUAAUGAAAUUAUCCACCAGGAGGAGAGAGAGAUGGAGCAGCUGGCCUCGCUUCAGGAGCAGCUGGACUCACUGAUCGAAAAGUGACCCAAGUGACCAACAGGGGGCAGCCAAGUGUCAAAUAGGCGCAGUGAGAACCAUGGGGGAAGAGCGAAGAAGCAUCUGCCACCUCUGACAGCCCUCCUCAGUGACAUGCUGUGUCAUUCCAUUAUACAUUUUCCCUUUAGCCUCCAGACAUCAUGAUUCAUUUUUAUUUUGUAUUGUUCCUAUUUUAAUUCUGGGAUGUUGUCAUGUUAGUAGGAUUAUAGAAUGAGGGUUGUCUGUCUGCUACUCUGUAUGAAUAAACACUUUGUUUUACCAUUCAA
This is a messenger RNA of Oncorhynchus kisutch (coho salmon), 1517 nucleotides long. Its product is annotated as transcription initiation factor TFIID subunit 7. The transcript is spliced from 12 exons. Gene Ontology annotation, molecular function: RNA polymerase II general transcription initiation factor activity. Gene Ontology annotation, cellular component: transcription factor TFIID complex. The record is from RefSeq and is a predicted model, not a curated record. Gene Ontology annotation, biological process: transcription initiation at RNA polymerase II promoter; RNA polymerase II preinitiation complex assembly. Lineage: Eukaryota; Metazoa; Chordata; Actinopteri; Salmoniformes; Salmonidae. Bases 124 to 1239 code for a protein of 371 amino acids.